This is a messenger RNA of Sclerotinia borealis F-4128, 1317 nucleotides long. NCBI's taxonomy places the organism in Eukaryota, Fungi, Ascomycota, Leotiomycetes, Helotiales, Sclerotiniaceae. The record is from the annotation of a GenBank genome assembly.
AUGCCUCCUCUUAAGUCUUGGCUCCGAAUAUCACCUAACAGCGAUUUCUCCAUCCUCAAUAUUCCCUUCGGUAUCAUUACCUCCCGCAAUUCCCAAGUUACACACCGCCCAGCUAUUCGCAUUGGCGACCAUGUCCUUGAUCUCCUCGCCUUUUCCAAAUCAUCCGGUUUCCAAAAACUCCCGUCCUUCAGUAAUCAUCUCUCGGUCUUCGAAGAACCAAAUCUCAAUGCAUUCGCAGCAUUAGGUCAACCCGUUCAUCGGGAAGUUAGGAAAUAUAUACAAGAGGUCUUCAAGGAGGAUACACAAUACCCGGAGUUAUUAAAGGAUAAUGAAGAAGUGCAAAAGGAAUGUCUGCUGAAGGAAGGAGAGUGGAAAAAUCAUCUGCCAAUGAGAAUUGGUGAUUAUACGGACUUCUUCGCGGGAAUCAAUCAUGCUAGGAAUGCGGGGACUAUGUUUAGAGGACCAGAAAAUGCACUUCAACCAAAUUAUACACAUGUUCCUAUUGGGUAUCAUGGUCGAGCUUCUUCGGUCGUCGUGUCCGGAACGCAAGUCAUACGUCCAAAUGGUCAGAUAAUACUUGAUCCUAAAGCUCCUGGUCCGAAGAAACCUAUAUUUGGACCUUCUAGACGACUCGAUAUUGAGUUGGAACUUGGUUGUUUCCUAUGUACAGGAAAUGAACUCGGACAACCUAUUAAAGUUAAGGAAGCCGGAGAGAACAUCUUUGGAUAUGUCCUCAUGAACGAUUGGUCCGCAAGAGAUAUUCAAAAUUGGGAGUACGUCCCACUAGGUCCCUGUAAUGGAAAGAAUUUCGCUACGAGCAUUAGUCCUUGGGUUGUUCUACAAGAUGCCAUUGCGCCUUUCCGAACUGCCAAAUUGGAAACCGAGAUUUCAAAAUCAGGGGAGUUGUUGGAUUAUCUCAAAGAAGAAAAUAAUGAUACGGGUCUAAAUAUCAAUCUCGAAAUCGACCUGACAACUACAGAUGGAAGCACAACUACGAUCGGAAAAGUCAAUGCCAAGAAUCUAAUAUGGAGUUUUGAGCAAAUGCUCGCGCAUCAUAGUAGUGGGGGGUGUAAUAUGAGAACGGGGGAUCUAUUGGGUAGUGGAACGAUUACGGGGAAGGACGAUCAGGAAAUGGGUAGUUUGUUGGAGAUGUCGUGGGGUGGUAGUAAGGAUAUUUGGUUGGUGGGGAUGGAGACGAGGAGGUUCUUGAAGGAUGGGGAUGAGGUUACUUUGAGGGGCAGUUGUGGGGAAGAGGAGGGUGGGAAGGUUGGGUUUGGUGAGUGUAGGGGGAAGGUGGUUAGUGCGUUGGUUUAUUGA